Molecule: messenger RNA, 1158 nt
Organism: Thelazia callipaeda (thelaziosis nematode)
Lineage: Eukaryota; Metazoa; Nematoda; Chromadorea; Rhabditida; Thelaziidae
Source: the annotation of a GenBank genome assembly
AUGACAACUUUCAUAGAAGUGCAAACCAAAAAUGGUGUGGAAGAAGUGCACGGACAAAUAUUUGAAGUUGGUCCGCGUUACGUCAAUCUUUCAUACAUUGGAGAAGGUGCAUAUGGAAUGGUGGUGUCAGCUAUGGACACAGAAACACAUGAACGUGUGGCUAUUAAGAAAAUUUCACCUUUUGAACAUCAAACAUUUUGCCAGAGGACAUUGCGAGAAAUUAAAAUUUUGACGAAGUUUAAGCACGAAAAUAUUAUCAAUAUUCAGGAAAUAAUUCGAGCACCGAGUGUGGAACAAAUGAAAGAUAUUUAUAUAGUGCAGUGUUUAAUGGAAACGGAUUUAUACAAGUUGCUAAAAACCCAACGACUUUCCAAUGAUCAUAUUUGUUAUUUUUUAUACCAGAUAUUGCGAGGAUUGAAAUAUAUUCAUUCUGCAAAUGUUAUUCAUCGUGAUCUCAAACCGUCAAAUUUACUUCUGAAUACAACUUGCGAUCUCAAAAUUUGUGAUUUUGGCCUUGCUCGAGUGACUGAUCCAGGGCAUGAUCAUACCGGAGUGCUCACAGAAUAUGUAGCAACGAGGUGGUAUCGAGCACCGGAAAUCAUGUUGAAUUCGAAGGGUUAUACGAAAUCAAUCGAUGUCUGGUCUAUUGGUUGUAUUUUAGCGGAAAUGUUAAGCAACAGACCUCUUUUUCCUGGAAAGCAUUACUUAGACCAGUUGAAUUUAAUAUUGGGUGUUAUUGGGUCACCAAGUCAGGAGGAUUUACAAUGCAUCAUAAACGAAAAGGCCCGGUCAUAUUUGCUCUCAUUGCCACAUAAAGUAAAACAACCGUGGUUGCGAAUGUAUCCAAAUGCUGAUCCGCGUGCAUUGGAUUUACUGGAUAAGAUGCUAACUUUUAAUCCCAAUAAGCGAAUUAGUAUCGAAGAUGCUCUGGCACAUCCAUAUCUCGAACAGUACUAUGAUCCAAAUGAUGAGCCAAUUUGCGAAGAACCAUUUACUUACGAAAUCGAAUAUGAUGAUUUGCCAAAGGAAACACUCAAGCAAUUAAUUUUUAAAGAAACAGAAGAUCAUUAUAAGAGGAAACAGGUGGUACAAAAAGUAGCAAUACCGGAAGGAACAGAAGUAGAUUCUGGAAUUGGUUCUACAGUUCUAAGCCCAUGA